AUGGAUGAUACAAUUAACACCAAUUUUGAAGAUAACAAGGAUGAACUUGUAAUUAUAGUUGAUGAAAAAAAUAAUUUUAUCAAUUAUAUACGUCGUAAAGAUAUGCGAUUAAAUAACUUAUGGCAUAGAUCAUCAUCAAUUUUUGUUUUCACUAAGAUAGAUAAUGAAUAUUUUAUAUAUAUCCAUAAAAGAUCAAAAAUAAAAGACUAUUGUCCAUCAUAUUAUAAUAUUGGAUUUGGAGGUGUAUUAGCAAAAGGCGAAACUUAUUUAGACAAUGCAAUUAAAGAAUUAGAAGAAGAAAGUGGAAUAAAAAAAAAACCUGAACAGCUAUUCGAAUUGGGGGUGUUUAAAUGUGAUAGUGAAUAUAUAAAGUCCUUUGCUAUGUCUUAUAUCACAAUUAUAGACCCAGAUUUUACGACAAUACCCCAACCAAAUGAAGUGGAAUUUAUCACAAGACAUUCUAUAAAAGAAUUUGAAAAUAUUUUUCUCAAAGAAAAAUUUACCGAAAUAAGCCAAGGUAUAUAUAACCACUUUAAAGACAAAUUGACACAUGAAAGCUUAGAAGAAAUUUAUAAAAAAAUUAAUUAA
Molecule: messenger RNA, 588 nt
Organism: Plasmodium berghei ANKA
Lineage: Eukaryota; Apicomplexa; Aconoidasida; Haemosporida; Plasmodiidae
Product: nucleoside diphosphate hydrolase, putative
Exons: 3
Coding region: 1-588 (195 amino acids)
Biological process (GO): isopentenyl diphosphate biosynthetic process
Cellular component (GO): cytoplasm
Molecular function (GO): isopentenyl-diphosphate delta-isomerase activity
Source: RefSeq, a predicted model, not a curated record